CGCGCAGACGCUCUAUGUUUGCCGCGAUGCGUUCGCCCUCGCUCCGUUUGCAAAGCGACAAGCCUCAGCCAGGGAGGAGUGUGCGGAUUAAGAUACCGAGUCCGCGAGAAGCUGAUUUUUUCCACUCGACGGGCGAGCGGACAACGCGACAAGGAGCACUCGCCAUUUGGUGUUUUUGUGAGAAGUUCAUCGAGCAAGCAGGGAAGAAAGCAAAAUGUUUCGGAAGAACGCAAGAGAUGCCGGUAUCAAAUUCAGAUUCAAAAGUCAACAAUCCGAAGAGCAGCGGAUCGAAGAGUCGAGAGCCGUCCUCGAGAAAUAUCCUCAUCGACUUCCGGUGAUUGUGGAGCGAGCACCCAACUCUAAUCAAGUGCCUGCUAUUGACAAACAGAAAGUCCUCGUACCCGACGAUAUUGCAGUGGCGCAAUUCAUGUGGAUCGUUCGUAGACGCAUCGCUCUCAGCCCUGAGAGGGCAUUGUUCCUGUUCGUCGGCCGUGUCAUGCCACCGUCCAGUAUGAGCAUGGGUGAGCUGUACGCCCAGUAUAAGGACGACGACGGAUUCCUGUAUUUGACCUACAGUGGGGAAAACACCUUCGGCGCGUGAACGAUCUCGGUCAGCGAGAGGAGCUCGUUUUUGGACAGAUCGAAAUGACUCUGUGAUUUCAGCUCGACAACAUGGUGUCGGCAUUGAUUCGUAGGAAACUCUUCGCAAGAUUUACUCUGAAUAAACUCGGGGAGAGACCAGGAAAUGGUUUGAUCGAUA
Galendromus occidentalis (western predatory mite) is the source of this 760-nucleotide messenger RNA. RefSeq names its product gamma-aminobutyric acid receptor-associated protein-like 2. The transcript has 5 exons. Lineage: Eukaryota; Metazoa; Arthropoda; Arachnida; Mesostigmata; Phytoseiidae. The record is from RefSeq and is a predicted model, not a curated record. The coding region runs from base 215 to 601 and encodes 128 amino acids.